Trichechus manatus latirostris (Florida manatee) is the source of this 3040-nucleotide messenger RNA. RefSeq names its product sulfatase modifying factor 2 (gene SUMF2). The coding region runs from base 1214 to 2128 and encodes 304 amino acids. Gene Ontology annotation, cellular component: endoplasmic reticulum. The transcript is spliced from 8 exons. Lineage: Eukaryota; Metazoa; Chordata; Mammalia; Sirenia; Trichechidae. The record is from RefSeq and is a predicted model, not a curated record.
UCCCUCUCGCACCCUCGUACCCAUCGCCCGCUCGGCACAAUUACUGAUGUAUAACCAGUGUUGUGUUUCGGCACUUCUCCCUCUUCCCUCCUCCCCCGGGAGCAUUUUGAAGGGAAUCCAAGCAUUAUGUCAUUUUACUCGUGAACAUUCUGCUUGAAUAGCUACAAGACAAAGUCUUGAAAAACAAUUACUAUUUUCUCACCUAAAAUAUUAACAGUAGUCCUUAAUAUUAAACAUCCAGUCAGUGUUCAGAUUUCCUCCAUUAUCUCAUACAUGUUUUAAAAUGUUAGUUAUUGAAUUAGGAUCAAAAUAAAGUUCGUACAUUGUAUUGGUUAUGCUUUUUAUUUUCAUCUUUUGAGAUUUUCCCUGGCUCUCUUGUUUUUUCCUUGCAAUGUAUUUAUUGAAGAAACAAGGUUGAGUGUGUCAGAAUGAGAGAAGAGGGCCAAAGAUACCCUGAGGAACAUCAAAGACCUAGACUGCCUUUGAGGAACUUAUAGAACUUAAACAUCCCUGCGUGAAAACACUACACCAUAAAGUAGUACUCAUACCUGAGAAGAAGUGUGGCAUAUUGGAAAAAGCACUGAGCUGGAAGUAAAGAGACUUGGAUCUAGUCUUAUCUCCUGUUAACUAGUGGUUUUCCUUUCUGAGUCUUUGUUUCCUCCUGUUAAAUGAGAUGGUUGAUCCUUUUAAUUCUGUGGUUCUCUAAGGCAAAAGAGCAAGUGUAAAGAAGCUCAUUCAAUUAUUUAAUAAUGAUUAUUGUGCACUUGGGCUAGGUGCUAGGGAUACACCCAAAAUAGUUGUAGUUCCUGCCUUUCUGGAGCAUAUAAUGAUGAGAAUCAUUAAGAAUUGGUAGGAAUUCAACAGGUAGAGAGGAAGAGAUGGAGAAACAGAAUGGGCAGAAGUACAGGUAGAAAAGUUGUAGAUGUGUUUCAGGGUAUAACGGCUAGAUUACCUAGCUGGGACGAAAGGUUGCAUAGAGGAAUAAAGAGGUAAGGAAAGGGAAUUAACAUUUGGUGGAAACCUACCGUGUGUCAUGCUGUGAUUUUAAUUCAUUUAACCACCGCCUAUGAGAUAGAUGUUAUCUUCAUUUUAUAAAUGAAGAAAUUAAAACUCAGGUGAAGUAAUUUGCCUAAAUCAUCCACCAAAUUAAGUGGCAUUUAAUCAGGAUUUAAAGCCAGAUUUUUAAGACUGUAUUUUUUUUCAUUAUGCCAUUAUGAGUACUUCGUGCGCGUGUUGCCAGUUGUUUUAUAUGCAUGCUUGUCAUAUUUAUGACUCCUUUUUCUCUGCAGGGAAUGGACAGAUUACCGGCAUUGUCCAGCUGCCAGGUGGAAGAUUUCAGAUGGGAACAAAUUCUCCAGAUGGCAGAGAUGGUGAAGGGCCUGUCCGGGAGGUGACAGUAAAACCCUUUGCCAUUGACAUAUUUCCUGUCACCAACAAAGACUUCAGGGAGUUUGUCAGGGCAAACAAGUACCGGACAGAGGCUGAGUCGUUUGGGUGGAGCUUUGUCUUUGAGGACUUCGUCUCAGAUGAGCUCAGAAAAAAAGCAACCCAUCAAAUGAAGUCUCUCCUCUGGUGGCUUCCCGUGGAAAAAGCAUUUUGGAGGCAGCCUGCAGGUCCCGGCUCCGGCAUCCGAGAGAAACUGGAGCUCCCGGUGUUACACGUGAGCUGGAACGAUGCCCGUACCUACUGUGCUUGGCGGGGGAAACGGCUGCCCACUGAGGAGGAGUGGGAGUUUGCUGCCCGAGGGGGCCUGAAGGGUCAGGUUUACCCCUGGGGGAACCAGUUCCAGCCAAACCGCACCAACCUGUGGCAGGGGAAGUUUCCCAAAGGUGACAGGGCCGAGGAUGGCUUCCAUGGGGUCUCCCCAGUGAACGCUUUCCCCCCACAGAAUAACUACGGGCUCUACGACCUCAUGGGCAACGUGUGGGAAUGGACAGCAUCACCGUACCACCCUGCCAACCAGGACAUGCGUGUCCUUCGGGGGGCAUCGUGGAUCGACACGGCCGAUGGCUCUGCCAAUCACCGCGCCCGGGUCACUACCAGAAUGGGCAACACCCCAGAUUCCGCCUCAGACAACCUAGGCUUCCGCUGUGCUUCCAGUGCAGGCCACCUGCAUGGGGAGCUGUGAGCAGUCUUGCAGACAAGGAGAAAAGUUCCCUAUGGGGCCUGUGCCAAUCCAGCUAGUCUCAACAGAGGACUCUUCAGCUUCAACCUCAGGAACAGUCUCCUUCCCCUCCCCCAUCCCACCGUGGCAGGGGCCUCUCACCAGGCAGGAGGGGACCCUGAUCCUGAAGAGGCCCAACUCAGUGAUGGUGGCUGGGAGCCGGGUGUUUCUCUUAGAUGUAUUAACCAGUUGGGCCAGAUACUCAAACAGGUGGAGCCAAGUGCUUUGAAAGGUACUUAAAACAUUUUAAAAUUUGUUUCCUCCCCUUUCCCUCAUUGUCUGAUUCAGGGGAUCUGACAGUGUUUCCUCAAGGACAAACUUCCUUUGUUUUCCCAGCAAAUGGCUUUAGGAGGAAAAUGCUUCCUUCCUUUGUCUUAUCCCUCGUGUUUCAUGCCCAGUAAAACACAAUGUCCACCUGAAGAAGGUGGAUGCUGAGAAGCAUGUGGGCGUCAUGAAGUCAGUAACACUUCAGAAAGACACAUACCAGAAGCUCCCCUUCCAUUAUUGAUCGUCUGAGGGGUGUGAGGGUUUCCAUGGCCUCCGAAGCCAUGUGCUUGGAGAGUAACCUGCUCCCCUGGUGUCACUGAACAUGGCGAGGUCAGUAAAUGGCGCUGAUUGUGUGUCUCGGACUUUUCUUUGUCUUUUAUCUUCCCCCUGGGACCCCAAGGGCAGAAGCCCUCCGAAAAGAAACAGUGGCCUAGCUGGGAAGUGGAGAAGCGGGCAGCCCCUCCCCACCGCCGGGCCUGGCCCAGCCUGUGUCUCUGUGCUGGGAGUAGCCUGUUACUCGGUGCGGAGGCUCUGAGGGGACAGCACCCCAACUUAAGGGGCUCCUGUCCAGGGGUACCUCCCCACGGAGCCCUGCAAGCGCUCAGUCCU